Molecule: messenger RNA, 1412 nt
Organism: Scylla paramamosain (green mud crab)
Lineage: Eukaryota; Metazoa; Arthropoda; Malacostraca; Decapoda; Portunidae
Source: RefSeq, a predicted model, not a curated record
AUGCUGCCCUCCAGGUUCAGCGGCCGCGUGUCGGUCAACCACAACCUGGACAACAAGGUGUGCCUCGAGAUGCACGUCACCGCCUGCACCGACGACGACGCUAACCUGAGCUACACCGUGUGCACGGCGCCCAACCUCACGGCGCUGGCCGACUACAUGCACCAGCGCGCCGUGGAGGAGAGGCACAGCGUCGGCCGUGGCCAUGCCCUCCCUCGUCAACUACAGCACCGCAGCAGGCGGUGGUGCAAUACGUGGAGCGCCUGGACCGCCUGCUGGCCAACACCACGGGGGACGCGUGGCCACGUGCUGCUGCCCGCCUCGUGGCAGACGCGGCCCGGAGAGUUGGAGUUUGACCCCGAGAGGUUCCCUGACCCCGUGAGUCUGUCCCAGACCUUGCGGAAGAAAGGCUUCCAUCUGGCGCUCACCCUGCACCCCUUUGUCAGCGUGGACGCCCCGGGCUUCAAGCGCCCACGCGCUGCCUGUCUACCACGAGUACUACACCCCCGACACCGACCCGGACGACACGCUGGUGCACUUCAUGGCCUCCGUCAGCAGCGUGUCGCCGCCCGUCAGCACGGAGGGCGCCGUCAUGCCGCCGCUGCCGCCCACCUUCGUCACCAUGGGCAGCGGGGAGGGAUCCUGGAAAGAGCUGGAGACACUGGUGCCCCGCGCCCUCACCCUGGCCAUGCUGGGAUAACCCCUUCAUUGACGUGGGGCUCAUCGGGGGGCCGCCCCGCGGUGACAGCGAACUCUACAUUCGAUGGAUCGAGGCGGCGACCUUCCUCCCCGCCAUGCAGAUCAGCGUGCUGCCCGACAUAUACGGGGAGGAGGUGGACCGACUGGCCAAAAAGUACCACAAAAUCAGGAAAACCAUCGUCUUACCUCGACUGCUGGAGAAGGUGCCGGCCGCUCUUCAGGGACGGCUCUCCCCUCAUCACGCCCCUCGCCCUCUUCGUGCCGCAUGAGACCGAGGCAAUCAAAGUGGACGACCAGUGGAUGCUAGGCGAUGAACUCCUCGUGGCGCCCGUGACCCGCCGGGGGAUGCAAGCCAGGGACCUCUAUCUGCCCAAGGGGAUCUGGAAAGACGGGAUAACAGGGAACUUGAGAACGGGGGGGCGCUGGAUAAGGGAUUACCCGGUUCCUCUGACGAAAAUCCCUUACUUUAUCCUUCGCCCUGUUGAUAACUUCCGCAGGUGAGAGAGAGAGAGAGAGAGAGAGAGAGAGAGAGAGAGAGAGAGAGAGAGAGAGAGAGAGAGAGAGAGAGAGAGAGAGAGAGAGAGAGAGAGAGAGAGUAUAAAAGGUUGUAAUUAUGUAUUAAUUCACGCAUUGUAAUUAUUAUUAUUAUUAUUAUUAUUAUCAUUAUUAAUAUUAUUAUCGCUGGGUUUCGUUGUAAUAUAUUGUUUAUGAUACUA